Molecule: messenger RNA, 606 nt
Organism: Cotesia congregata
Lineage: Eukaryota; Metazoa; Arthropoda; Insecta; Hymenoptera; Braconidae
Source: the annotation of a GenBank genome assembly
AUGGAGAAUUACUUAACUUGGUUUUUUUUACUCUCAAUAAUCAUUUGUAUUAUGAUACAAAUGAAUUAUCUCAAUAAGGCACUUGAUUUAUUUAAUACAGCAAUUGUUACUCCAAUUUAUUACGUUGGUUUUACUAGUUUUGUGUUAAUAACUACUAGUAUUCUAUUUGAUGAAUGGAAACACAUGAAUAUACAAAAUUUUAUUUGUAAUUUAUGCGGGUUAUUUGUUAUUAUCAUAGCAAUAUUCUUAUUAAAUGCAUUUAAAGAUUUAAAUAUCACUUAUAAUAACAUUAAGCAAUUGUCUAUAAAUAAUUCAAAUUUUCAACGUGAUUGUAACUCAUCCGGUGAUUUUAAUAAUUUUGACAAUGAUAAUAAUGUGCUGGAAUUGAAUGAAGAAAGAGGAGCAAAAGGACCGUUGAAAAUGACGACCAAGACUUGGAAGAAGGGUUGCCAUUACUCUAAUAUACAAGAGAAUACCACCACUACAAAAUACACCUCCUUUACUCCCUUAGACUUACUACUUGCUCGAUCUGCAAGUACUUUUCACAGAGAAUUAUUCAACUACCGGGAAACUAAAGCCAAGCCAAUAGAAGCAGUAGUUAAUUAA